AGGGGGGGGGAACGGGGGGGCACAUACACAAAGCACCCAACUCUCCCUUCACGCCACGCAGGGUAUAAAACCUCCCGGGGGUCCGCGUCCUGCCCGCAGCUCCCUGCCUGCAGCCCAAGGGGGGCCUCUGGCCACCGCCAUGGCCACGGGCGAGCUGACAGAGCUGGAACUGGCCAUCGAGAAGAUCGUCACCACCUUCUUCACCUACGCAGGGAAGGAGGGCAGGAAGGGCACACUGACCACCAGUGAGUUCAAGGAACUGGUCCAGCUCCAGCUGCCCAACCUGAUGAAGGAUGUCCCCUCCCUGGAGGAGAAGAUGAAGGAGCUGGAUGUGAACAACGACGAGGAGCUGAGGUUCGGGGAGUACUGGCGGCUGAUCGGGGAACUGGCCAAGGCCAUGAGGAGGGAGAGAACAGGGAAGAAGUGAUGGGGCUGGGGAGGACUCAGCCCACGCAGAACCAAUAAAAGGUUUUCCUUGA
Calypte anna (Anna's hummingbird) is the source of this 479-nucleotide messenger RNA. It is a transcript of the gene S100A13, whose product is annotated as S100 calcium binding protein A13. Gene Ontology annotation, biological process: positive regulation of canonical NF-kappaB signal transduction; positive regulation of cell population proliferation. The coding region runs from base 140 to 427 and encodes 95 amino acids. The transcript has 3 exons. The record is from RefSeq and is a predicted model, not a curated record. NCBI's taxonomy places the organism in Eukaryota, Metazoa, Chordata, Aves, Apodiformes, Trochilidae. Gene Ontology annotation, cellular component: perinuclear region of cytoplasm. Gene Ontology annotation, molecular function: RAGE receptor binding.